Messenger RNA from Manduca sexta (tobacco hornworm), 2424 nucleotides. RefSeq lists its product as uncharacterized. NCBI's taxonomy places the organism in Eukaryota, Metazoa, Arthropoda, Insecta, Lepidoptera, Sphingidae. The record is from RefSeq and is a predicted model, not a curated record. Gene Ontology annotation, biological process: proteasome-mediated ubiquitin-dependent protein catabolic process; multicellular organism development. The transcript is spliced from 7 exons. Gene Ontology annotation, molecular function: ubiquitin conjugating enzyme binding; ubiquitin protein ligase activity. Bases 424 to 1737 code for a protein of 437 amino acids. Gene Ontology annotation, cellular component: cytoplasm.
UGUAAGGGUAGAAGAGAAACAUCCAAAUGUUCCUCCAUUUUAUGUUUCGCAAUUUUUACAUAUCGUUAUUUAGUUGCUAAUGUAGAGUACAAAUAAUCAAUUUAUAAACAUAAUCGUGAUGAUAGUACGUAAGCGGAUUAAUAUAUGUCUACCCCCAUGUGGUGAUUUCUAUUGUCAUAACUAUGACAAAGUAUGUAAAGUGUUUAUAACGAAAAAACAACACCUAUAAUCGAUAUUGUCACAAAAUCGCCGGAUGCACUACCAGACUUAGAUGAUCUAUUGCAAUGUCCUGUUUGCUACGAAAUUCCUUCUGGUCAAAUUUUCCAGUGUAAUGAAGGUCACCAUGUGUGUGGCCGUUGUAAAGCCCGCCUCGAUGUAUGUCCUGUCUGCCGGGCCCUGUUUUUUGGAACUCGUAAUUAUGCUAUGGAAGAACUUAUUGCCAAUGUUAGAAAACUGAGAGCCUUUAAAUUAGGUGGAAAAGUAACAACUGGCACUGGGUCAUCUGAAUGCAGAACUCCUGCCAAAGAGACUACAUCUGAUGAGUCAGAAUCGAAUGCAGCAGAUGAUGAAGAAAAUGAUCUCCAACUUUCAAAUCGACUCACAUUGAGGCCCCCUCCGGCAUGUAAAGGUCUUUUCCGUUGCCUAUGUUGUAAAAAUGGUAAUGCGGAAAGACUUCCUGCUGCCCGUUUGCUCAACCAUCUCCGCUACUUUCAUUCUUCCGAUCUUAUUGAGGGUCAAUCUGAAAAUGGAGAGUAUCUCCAAGCUUGGCAAUUUUCAACAGUUCCUGGAAAACUUGUUACUGCAGUCAGAGUGUCUGACAUGGGUAUAUUUUUUCUAACGAUAGAAAUUACAAAUGAUGCUGUAUGUGCAUGGCUCACAAUGGCGGCCUCACCUUGGGUAUCCCAUGAAUUUUCUUAUACAGUAACAAUAUCUGGAAAUGAUCGUGAAGCAAUUUUUUCUGACUGUGUAUGGUCUGUGCGUUCAUGUGAAGGCUCACUGAAAAAGCGCGGACAUUGUCUGUCAGUGACUGGACGAGACGCGCGCGCUUUGACUGCGCCAGUCGCAAUCAGCGGCAAGCUCUCGGUGCGCCGCACCCCGGUGGACCAACUGACGCAACAACCGCAGCCACGCGCCGUAUUACGCGUCGCCAACCGCGGCAACGCAAACGACACACACACACACAACUCGGCGGCACACGAUCUUGAACCUUUUCUACAAGAUUUGCAAAACGACGUUGCGAGGCUUUCUCGCGCAUUUGCCACACUAGGGCGUGAGGCUAAUGCCUUAGUGCGUUCCGAAGCAGAAAUGCGCGUCAGAAUCGAAAACACCCAAAAUAGACAAAAUACAAUGCCAACCCAAAAUUCAAUAGCGAUCGCUGAAAUAAAUGUUCAGCCAACACGGGACAAUCCUUCUCCAAGUACAGAACGUACACAUUUGUCCCGCAAUGCACGCAGGCGCAUGCGACAACGUUUGAGAGCAGCGCUUAACGCGUCGCCCUCUCCACCCGAGCAGACACCGGUGUCUACUCUGCACCAAAGAAACAAUCAACCCGUUCCUGUACAACGACAAAAUGGUCCUCCCACUGAUGAUAGUGUAGUACAUAUGACUGGGUUGGCUAUAGUGGAACCUUCCAUUUUGACUGCACCUGCCACACAGUCGACUGGUGGACCCUCCAAUCAUAACCCACAAAAUACUAAUGCACGCACUAAUAAGAAGAAGCGUCGUCAUCGCAGAUAAAACUGUUAUUGUAGGCUAGGUAUCGUUUAAAUAAUUAGAAUCAAUGUAAUAAGUUUAUUACGGUAAAUGCUGUUCAUUGAUUGCUCUUAUAUCGAGUCUCAGAACCUUUUCUCUGGAGGGUUCUUGUUGUGAAUUUUUUUACCUAGUAAAGCUUUUUUAUUUGACAACUGCAAUUUUUACAAGUGCUGUGAUACCUAUUAACUCAUUGAAUAAUGAGGCAAUACAAAUGUAUAUGGUAAUUGAAUGUUUUAGCCCUUAACCCUCCCAAUAUUUAAUGUGAUGAUAGCUGACUUUUAUGAAAUUGUUAUUAGGAUAUUUCAGUUAAUGAGAAGCAUUUUUUGAAUUAUUUUUGACUAUCUGUUAAUUAAUUAGUAUUAUGAAAUUCAUGAUGUGCUUGAUUUUAAACAAUGUAAUCGUGAAUGCUGUUGUAAGACUUAUUGUUAUUAUGAGUUAUGACGUUAAAUAUGUUUUCUUGACAAAGGAAUACUUACAUAAUUAUAAGAAUAAGAUAAUUACAAACAUUGUUUUUUUUUAAAUAUUUAUUUUGAGAAAAGACUAAGGUUAUUUUGUUGAGGAAUUAUGAAUGUCGAAACGCUACUCUUUACUGUCAAAAGCCUACUAAAAACACCAUUGAAAUUAUUGUGCUGUUUUUGAGACUUAAGUGUGAUACUUGAAAUGAAAGCAAAA